Molecule: messenger RNA, 1851 nt
Organism: Pseudonaja textilis
Lineage: Eukaryota; Metazoa; Chordata; Lepidosauria; Squamata; Elapidae
Gene: MGME1
Product: mitochondrial genome maintenance exonuclease 1
Biological process (GO): mitochondrial DNA replication
Cellular component (GO): mitochondrion
Molecular function (GO): single-stranded DNA exodeoxyribonuclease activity
Source: RefSeq, a predicted model, not a curated record
CCGCGUGUGAGAAACGGACGGAAGCAGCACAUCAAACCGCCCUAAGCCUCCCCCUCGCGCGGUGGCCUGUACAUUGGGGGGCGCAGGGGGCUGUUCAGCUCAACCUCUGGUAACUUCGCUGGACGGAUGCUGUGCAGAGAUAAUUUGUCUUCCGCCCAGCGUUCCUUCGACUUUGCAGAGGGGGAGGAAAGGCAGAUUUCCACAGGAAAAAAAUCACCCACUUGGCCAUCUUUGAACCCCAAACACGGCGCAGGACGGAACUGAUCCGUCUUGGUGAAUGGAACCGAACCGAGUCGGGUGACUGGAACCGUGCAGAAGAGAGAUCGAGUUGUAGCGCCAGGGAAGGGAUGACUUUUUCUCCGGGAAAUAGAAGUCGCUCUACUAUACUAGGCGGGGUAUUGUGGCACUGAAGAGGUGUCUUAUUCCUAAAGAACAAGGAAAUAGAAACUAGAAGAUAAAAGAAAACUAAAGAUUAAAAAAAAAAAGAAUUGGGAUUGCACCAUCUGUAAAGUUGGGAGUAUGGGGUCAUUCCAUCUGUUGGUUAGGAAAAGUGGAAGUUUGACGGUAUUUACAACACCGUUGAGUGAGAAAAAUAUUCUUCAUAGAACCCUCACUAUUUCUUUGCCUUUUUAUAAGAAAAAAAGAACAGAGUAUGAAAAUAUGGACCUCCCAAAAUAUGGAAAUUUGAUCAAUGACCUCACUUCGGGCCAGGGUCGAUCGGACAGGCCCAGACUGUGGGAUGAAGGGUGCCAGAACAAACCUCCAGCUCAUAAACCAGAAGCAAAACUUCUUAAGAACCGGGUUCCCUUAAUGAAUCCCAGGAAGAGCCCCCAGCAGCAGGAAAUUCCCCAGGGGCUGCCCUUGCAAAUUGCUUUGCAAAAGAACCGCUGGGCCAGUGUGACCUCUGUUCUGCACCAGACCAUGCCCGCGGAACAGGCCUUUUACCUGGAGAGGUGGAAACAGCGAAUGAUUCUAAAACUUGGGAAAGAAGGCUUUGAAGAAUACGUUAAAAAUACUUUUCAAAAGGGCAAGAACUUCCACGCGGCCAUGGAAGCCUUACUGUUAGCUAAAGGAAACGUGGUCAAGGAACAGGAAGAAGACCCCAGCAUCUCAGGCUACGUACGGAGCGUAAAGCAUGCGCUGCAAGAUAUUACUAGAGUCAGAGCUCUUGAAAGUGCAGUACAACAUGAGGCUCUUUACUACCAAGGCCUAGCGGAUUGCAUAGCAGACUAUCGCGGACAGUUAUGUCUAAUUGACUGGAAGACUUCGGAGAAACCAAAGCCAUUUCUUCAAAAUACGUAUGAUAAUCCACUACAAAUUGCAGCGUACAUAGGAGCAAUUAAUCAUGACAGAAACUAUGACUUCCAGGUUAAUUGUGGCUUGCUUGUGGUUGCCUAUAAUGAUGGUUCUCCUGCACAUUCACAUUUUAUGAGCUUUGAGUUGUGCUCCCAGUACUGGGACAAAUGGCUGCUUCGCUUGGAAGAGUUUAAAGAGAAAAGAAAGGAUAAUGUUACCCAAAUAACUUCAUCAUAAUGCUUACUGACAUUCCAGAACAAAAUAAAAAAUUGGUUUUUGUAUAAGAUGAGCAGGCAAAGGAAGGAGAAAGAAAAGAAAAAGAAAAUUCAGUUCAUUUGCUUGCUUAUAUGAAUCACACCACUUGAAUUAUGAAUUAGCAAUUUUUCAAUUUUCCAUGCUAUAUGAAAGCACUGGGUUGUUAACUGUGGAUUAUAUGUGGAUUGCAAUUCCAUGGAUACAUAAGAAAAAGGCAGACUGUAAAAUCUUGGAUUUAUUUUUAGCUAUUUUAUUUGCUUCAGGGUGGAAAAUGGACACUUUGAAAGUAUUUCUAUAAUA